UUGGUAAGCGUCGUUACGUCGUCCUGCACGUGUGUUCAAUCGUGUUGGCGGUGCUUUGGGAUUAUGGCCCCAAUGAAAAAGCAUAAAAUGCGAAAGAAACAGCUCAGCGACGUUAGCGUCGAAGAGUUCAUGGAAAGAGGAUUUUCCUCGGACUCCGAAGACGAUCACGCCGUCACAGCAAGUGAGUCUCUCGGCUCUGGCACGGACCGGCUGUCAGCGGCGAAACCGAAAAGACCUCUCAAACGCAAGAAACGGCGCUCCGACGAAAAGCUGCAGGCAAGUAGUGAGGGCGAAGUGGUGCCGCAUAAUGCAGCCAAGAAAGAAGCGAGUACGAAGCGUGACUGCUCGGCAGACUCGGACAGUUAUUCGGACGCUGAAGGCAUGGAGAGCAGCGAAGAAGAGUCCGACGUGGACAUCGAAAAGCAGAAGGAAAUAGUCCGCAAGCUGAAGGACACCGACCCCGAUUUCUACCAGUACCUGGAAGAACACGACAAGGACCUGCUCGACUUCUACACCGCCGAGGGAGACGAAGAGGAGGAAGAGCCCGAGGAAGUGCCCAAAAAGAAGCAGCUGCUCAAACUCGAGGACAUCGAUCGGUUCGAGAGAGACUUGCAGACAAAGCCUGAGCUGCGUAAAAUCGCGGAAGUGGUCAACUGCUUCAAGGCGGCCGUUUUGCAAGCAGAGGGAGACGAGUUGGGUGCAGACUCCAAGAAGCACGCGAGUCCGUUCAAAGUCGAAGGGCAGAUCAUAUUCAAUGCCGUCGUCAAACUUUGUCUCAGCGACUUGGUGCCUGCUCUGCACAAAGUGUUGCGUCUACCGGAGCCUGCGGUGGUUCAGGACGAGUCCAGAUCGUUUGACCCGACCAAAAGUCACAGCUGGAAGAAGGCCUCGGUUGUCGUGAAGACCUACCUCAUGAACGUGGUCAAGCUCAUCACUGCUGUGACCGAGCCACAGCUCGUCUCGGUGCUCCUGAGGCACAUCCUGUUUUUAGUUCCGUACUACGUCGCCUUCCCGCAAGUCGCCAAGGCGCUUCUCAAGCGUCUCGUGCAACUCUGGUGCGAGGCGGAGGAGAGCGUUCGUGUUGUCGCCUUUGUCUGCCUCGUCCGCACAAUCCGUGGUCUUCCGCGCAACUACCACGACACCGUGCUGAAGCACAUGUACAUGUCUUACGUGCGCAACUGCAAGUUCACCUCGCCCACAACGUGGCCGCUCAUCAACUUCAUGAAGCGUUCACUCGUCGAGGCUUACUCUGGAGACGAAGGGCUGGCCUAUCAGCACGCGUUCCUCUACAUCAGGCAGCUUGCCAUUCACCUCAGGAACGCGAUGACCGUUCGAAAAAAGGACACCUGCAAGGCCGUCUACAACUGGCAGUACAUCCACUGCUGCCUCCUGUGGUGCCACCUGCUGGCGACAGUGUCCCCGAGCAAAACGCUCCAGCCCCUCGUCUAUCCACUGGUUCAGACCAUGGUCGGCACCAUUCAGCUGAUUCCAGCUGCGAAGUACGUCCCGUUGAGGUUUCACUUGGUUCGCGGUCUCAUGCAGCUGUCGUCCGGCACGGGCGUCUUCAUUCCAGUCAUGCCCCACCUCUUGGAAGUGUGCACGGUUGUCAACUUUGGCCAGAAGCAUUCGGCAGCAUCCAUGCGGCCUCUGGAGCUGAGCUGCGUGUUGCGCGUCUCGCCGGCACAGAUGAAAGAGAGUGGCUUCCGCGACGCCGUCAUCGAGACGUUUUACGAGCUCGUCCUGGAGUACCUGUCCAGUGUCUCUCAUUCGGUGGCCUUUCCAGAGCUGGUUCUCCCAGCCCUGGUCUACCUGAAGGAGUUCUCCAAAAAAUGCAAGGUUGCAAACUACACGAAGAAAGUGAAGCAACUCGCAGAGAAGAUGGAAGAGAACUACAGGUUCAUUGAGAAUCGCCGGACCAACUGCAACAUCGCACUUGGUGAUGCUCAGGGGCUGGACAACCUCGAGCAGAGGUGGAAGCAAGAAGGGACGCCUUGGAGCAGGUUCUAUGAGCAGUGGAGCAAGCUGCGAAGCCAGAGGCAAGAGACUGCAGCCCAUGGCAAGGUGCUGACAAAGCUGCCGGAAUCUGAGUCGGACUCUGACGAUGGCAGGCCGAGACGGAAAAAGAAGGGAGCAAAGAAAAGAGAAGACCCCAAACAGAAAGAGACAGUCAAGGAGAAGAGGAAGCAGAAUGCUGGUGCAAGGAAAUACAGCGAAGUAGCUAUUGAGGGGGACACAGACAUUGUGCAGGACAUGGCUUUGUCUUCAACUUCUGAAGAGGAGGACAUGAGCAGUGAUGUUGAUGAUUUUGAUGAAACAGAUUAAGCACUGUUGCCAGAGUAAAUGUCUUUUUUUUUAAUGA
Rhipicephalus sanguineus (brown dog tick) is the source of this 2359-nucleotide messenger RNA. It is a transcript of the gene Noc2, whose product is annotated as nucleolar complex protein 2 homolog. Gene Ontology annotation, molecular function: histone binding; transcription corepressor activity. Gene Ontology annotation, cellular component: nucleolus; nucleoplasm; Noc2p-Noc3p complex. The record is from RefSeq and is a predicted model, not a curated record. The coding region runs from base 64 to 2322 and encodes 752 amino acids. The transcript has a single exon. NCBI's taxonomy places the organism in Eukaryota, Metazoa, Arthropoda, Arachnida, Ixodida, Ixodidae. Gene Ontology annotation, biological process: negative regulation of transcription by RNA polymerase II; ribosomal large subunit biogenesis.